ACUGGGAUUUGUAUGUCUAGGCUGGCUUUGUACAAGGAUCCUUAAAUUUUAGCCUCCUAAGUAGUAGGAUUACAGAUGUGAGCCACCAUUCACCUGAUAAUAAAGAAAAGUCUUGAGAGACACCAUUCCCCUUCAAAAAAUCUGAGGAAAACCUGGGCUGGAGGCAUGGUUUAGGUGAUGGAGGGCUAGCUUGCAAGCAAGCUGAGUGUGUCUAAGGCUUUGAGUUCAAACACUGGUAGCUACAAAAAAGUAAAUACAAGUGUAAGGCCCUAUCUGAAAAAAAAAUAAACAGACUAAAAUAAAAAAGGAAAGGACUGGUUAAAUUGGCUCAAGGAUGUCAAGGAGGGGCUCUCCAGACAGAAAAUAUGGCAAAUAAAGAAGUGACAAACUUAGCUUCCAGAGAAAAGGGCAGAGGUGGCAAGAGCAUGGGAUAUGUGGGCAGGUGAGGUUGAAGAGGUAGUCAGGGACCUACUGUAAGGUCCCUGAGAUACCACAUAACUGCUAGCUAGUCUCAUUACUAUUGUCCUUGAUAUAUGCCCUCUGCCUUGAGCAUCUACUUUGUGUUGAGCCCUACAGGAGGACGAAGAGGUCCCAACAGGACAUCUUACUGCCGAAAUCCGCUCUGUGAGCCAGGAUCCUCAGGCAGCUCUGGUGGAAGCCACACUUCCAGUGCAUCAGUGACCAGUGUUCGUUCCCGUGCCAGGAGCAGUUCUGGGACAGGCCUCGCGAGCCCUCCACUGGCUACCCAGACAGUUGUGCCUCUGCAGCACUGCAAGAUUCCCGAACUUCCCGUCCAGGCCAGCAUUCUAUUUGAGUUGCAGCUCUUCUUCUGUCAGCUCAUAGCUCUCUUCGUCCACUACAUCAACAUCUACAAGACAGUGUGGUGGUAUCCACCUUCCCACCCACCCUCCCACACUUCGCUGAACUUCCACCUGAUCGACUUCAACUUGCUGAUGGUGACCACCAUUGUUCUGGGCCGCCGCUUCAUUGGGUCCAUCGUGAAGGAGGCUUCUCAAAGGGGGAAGGUCUCCCUCUUUCGCUCCAUCCUGCUGUUCCUCACCCGAUUCACCGUUCUCACGGCAACAGGCUGGAGUCUGUGCCGAUCCCUCAUUCACCUCUUCAGGACCUACUCCUUCCUGAACCUUCUGUUCCUCUGCUAUCCGUUUGGGAUGUACAUUCCAUUUCUGCAGCUGAACUAUGAUUUUCGCAAGACGAACCUCUUCAACCACAUGGCCUCUAUGGGGCCACGGGAGGCUGUCAGUGGCCUGGCGAGAAGUCGAGACUACUUGCUGACGCUGCGCGAAACAUGGAAGCAGCACACUCGACAGCUCUAUGGCCCAGAAGCCAUGCCCACCCAUGCCUGCUGCCUGUCACCCAGCCUUAUUCGCAAUGAAGUGGAGUUCCUCAAGAUGGACUUCAACUGGCGCAUGAAGGAAGUGCUGGUCAGCUCCAUGCUGAGUGCCUAUUAUGUGGCCUUUGUACCUGUCUGGUUUGUGAAGAACACACAUUACUAUGACAAGCGUUGGUCCUGCGAGCUCUUCCUGCUGGUGUCCAUCAGCACCUCAGUGAUUCUCAUGCAGCACCUGCUGCCUGCCAGCUACUGUGAUCUGCUGCACAAGGCUGCUGCCCAUCUCGGCUGCUGGCAGAAAGUGGAUCCUGCCCUGUGCUCCAAUGUGCUACAGCACCCGUGGACUGAAGAAUGCAUGUGGCCACAGGGAGUGCUGGUGAAGCACAGCAAGAAUGUCUACAAAGCAGUGGGUCACUACAACGUGGCCAUCCCUUCUGAUGUCUCCCACUUCCGGUUCCACUUCUUUUUCAGCAAACCCCUUCGGAUCCUCAACAUCCUCCUGCUGCUGGAGGGCGCAGUCAUUGUCUACCAGCUAUACUCCUUAAUGUCCUCUGAAAAGUGGCACCAGACGAUCUCACUGGCCUUGAUCCUUUUCAGCAACUACUAUGCCUUCUUCAAGCUGCUGCGGGACCGCCUGGUAUUGGGCAAAGCCUACUCGUACUCUGCCAACCCCCAGAGAGAUCUGGACCACCGGUUCUCCUGAGCCCCAGGGGAUCCCAGGGACGUUCCAGGCUUCAGCCAGGGGCUCCCUGGCAAGGGGCUGUUGGGGAGGGUUGUUUGAGAGUCAGAAAAAAACAAAAACAGACACAAAAAAACAAAACACACAAAAAAAGAACAGAGCUUUGUAUUUUUGUUACGAUUUUUUUUUCUUGGAUAAUUGAUGUGCUAAGAGGAAAAAAAGUCUUAUUUUUAUACUCCCAACAA
Messenger RNA from Perognathus longimembris pacificus (Pacific pocket mouse), 2272 nucleotides. RefSeq names its product transmembrane protein 39B (gene Tmem39b). The coding region runs from base 534 to 2051 and encodes 505 amino acids. NCBI's taxonomy places the organism in Eukaryota, Metazoa, Chordata, Mammalia, Rodentia, Heteromyidae. Gene Ontology annotation, cellular component: membrane. The record is from RefSeq and is a predicted model, not a curated record. The transcript has 8 exons.